AUGGGAGAGAUGACAAUCAUCUCCCAGCCAACAGGCCCUACAGGGACAGAUGCUGAACAGCGAGCUCUUCUUCUGCAUGCACAGUACGUGAAACAAGUGGAAGAUGGCUACGGCGACCAGAAGCUAUCAUCUACGCCUCACGAGCCCCUCGCGUUCAAGGUCGUUGCAGUCAUGUACAGCUGGUUUGUGACGGGGAUGCAUGUUGCUUCUAUCGGCGCUCUUCUUCCAUUGAUCGAGUCCUACUACGACAUCAAAGACGCCACGGCUGCUCUCAUCUUCCCUGUUGGAGUGUCGGGCUAUCUCAUCGGCAACUCUCUCGUACACUUGGUCCACGUCAAGUUCGGCCGAAGAGGAAUAGCGGUCCUCGGCACCCUCCCUCACGUCGUUGGAGGCAUCAUCCUCUCUUCCAAGCCCGGCUAUCCGUUCCUUCUCGCGGCCUAUUUCAUCACCGGGUUUGGGACAGGGUUCUCCGACUCCAGCUUCUGCACCUGGGCCGCUGUAGUUCGGGGAUCCAACAAGGUCUCUGGACUCAUUCACGGGUCGUACGCUUUUGGGUGUGUCGUGGGUCCUGUGGUCGUUGCUGCUCUUGAGAAAGCGGGUCUCGGAUGGCAGUACUUCUACUUUGUCAUGCUGGUGGUAUUUGUCGUCGAGACUUGGACGUUGAUCGUCGCGUUUCGACACGACGAUGCCGCGACGCACCAUUCCAAGCUAUCUCCAAAACAGGAUCCCGUCGGCGGCUUCGCUGGAUGCAAGGAAGUCAUCUUCAUGUGUGGCGUGUUCUUCUUCGUCAUCGUUGGCAUCGAGACAUCUCUAAGCGGCUGGCUCACGAGCUACAUGGAGCGGUCCCGGCAUACGGCUCCGUCGGUCGCGGCUCUGGCCACUUCCCUUUUCUGGUGCGGCAUGGUCCUGGGACGGUUCUGUCUCGGUCCUCUGACCAGACUGGCUCGUCUUCGAAACGUCGUCAUCCUCCUCAUCUGCACGUUGAUCGCGCUGCAGCUUCUCUUCAGAUUCGAAGGACCCCUGGCGUUGUCACUAUGCCUCGCGGCCGGCAUCGGCUUCGCCUCAGGACCGCUGUUCCCGUCGGCCGUAUUGACCAUGACGGCGAAACUGCCAACCGACAUCCAGCUUCCUGCCGUUGCUCUCACGUGCGCGAUUGGUCAGCUUGGUGGCGCCGGCGCCCCGUUCGUCAUCGGCAUCAUUGCUCAAUCGUCGGGCAUCGAAAGCCUGUUUGACGUAGUGCUCGGCCUGUCCCUUGCUCUCCUUUUGAUUUGGCUGGUUUUCUCACGAGCAUGA
Messenger RNA from Exophiala spinifera, 1293 nucleotides. RefSeq lists its product as uncharacterized. The transcript is spliced from 5 exons. The coding region runs from base 1 to 1293 and encodes 430 amino acids. Gene Ontology annotation, cellular component: membrane. Lineage: Eukaryota; Fungi; Ascomycota; Eurotiomycetes; Chaetothyriales; Herpotrichiellaceae. Gene Ontology annotation, molecular function: transmembrane transporter activity. The record is from RefSeq and is a predicted model, not a curated record. Gene Ontology annotation, biological process: transmembrane transport.